ACUCGGGGGGAAGAUGUCGAGGAUAGGGCUUCUCUGCGUCGCCUUGUCCCUCUUGGUGGCCGAGAGCAGGGAGCUUUCCAUCGCCAAUAGCCGCUGCCACGAAGGCAUGAUGUCCAGAUCCGUCGACAACCUCUACCUCAAAGUGACCAGAUUCAAGGCCUCCGUUCCAGAAGACGGCAUCAAAAACAAAAAGCUGCUAAAAAAGAAAACCAAAAGGCUGAUUACGAAAAACUGCCGAUUUCGAGAUCAGCUCUUGACCUUCUACUUGGAGGAUGUCUUUGGGAGUCAUCAUCUCCCGGUCGGCGGAGAGUUGCGCAUCGUCGAAGACUUCCAGCGGCUGAAAGAGGUCUUGAAUCGAUGCGUUCCAUGUGCUCCUUCCUCUAGAGAGAUGAAGCCCAUUACCAAGAUGAAGGAACUGUUUUAUAAGCUUGGAAACAAGGGAGUCUACAAAGCCAUCGGUGAACUUGAUAUACUCCUUCCGUGGAUCAAAUCCUACAUAGAUAACUUUAAAUAA
Messenger RNA from Ornithorhynchus anatinus (platypus), 514 nucleotides. It is a transcript of the gene IL26, whose product is annotated as interleukin 26. The record is from RefSeq and is a predicted model, not a curated record. The coding region runs from base 14 to 514 and encodes 166 amino acids. The transcript has 5 exons. Lineage: Eukaryota; Metazoa; Chordata; Mammalia; Monotremata; Ornithorhynchidae.